Molecule: messenger RNA, 1134 nt
Organism: Orycteropus afer afer
Lineage: Eukaryota; Metazoa; Chordata; Mammalia; Tubulidentata; Orycteropodidae
Gene: PLCXD1
Product: phosphatidylinositol specific phospholipase C X domain containing 1
Biological process (GO): lipid metabolic process
Molecular function (GO): phosphoric diester hydrolase activity
Source: RefSeq, a predicted model, not a curated record
AUGGGCCUCGCGAGCGGUCCUGGUACCUUCCAGCCCCUGCGCGGCACGAACGCGGACUGGAUGUCAGAGCUCUGCCCCCGGCUCUGGGACGUGCCCCUGCACCACCUGUCCAUCCCAGGCAGCCAUGACACCAUGACCUACUGCCUAAACAAGAAGUCCCCGAUCGCCCACGACCAGCCCAAGCUGCUGCAGCUCCUGGGCAAGAUGGUGCCCUGCGUCACCCGCCCCGUGGUGCUCAAGUGGUCAGCGACUCAGGUGCUGACCGUCACGGAGCAGUUGGACGCAGGGGUCCGGCACCUGGACCUGCGGGUGGCGCACAUGGCGGAGGGCUCCCAGCAGAACCUGCACUUCGUGCACAUGAUCUACACAACGGCGCUGGUGGAGGACACGCUGACGGAGAUCUGCGAGUGGCUGGAGCGCCACCCCCGGGAGGUGGUCAUCCUGGCCUGCAGGAACUUCGAGGGCAUGACAGAUGACCUGCACCAGUACCUGGUCUCCUGCAUCAAGAAUAUCUUUGGGGACCUGCUGUGCCCCCGUGGGGAGGUGCCCACGCUGCGGCAGCUGUGGGCGUGCGGCCACCAGGUCAUCCUCUCCUACGAGGACGAGGGCUCCGUGAGCAGACACCGGGAGCUGUGGCCGGGCAUCCCGUACUGGUGGGGGGACAAGGUGAAGACCGACGACCUCAUCCGCUACCUGGAGUCCAGGAAGAGCAGCGGGCGCCCAGGUGGGUCACGUCUGUUUGUGGCAGGCAUCAACCUCACAGAGAACCUGGCCUACGUGUUGGUGCACCCGGCCAAGUCCCUGAAGACGAUGACGCUGCCCAGCCUCCCGCACCUGGGUGCCUGGGUCCGAGAGCAGUGCCCCGGGCCCGGCUCCCGCUGCACCAACAUCAUCGCGGGCGACUUCAUCGGUGCGGACGGUUUCGUCAGUGAUGUCAUCCGCCUCAACGACAAGCUGCUACGCUGGGCUGUGGCUGCUGAGAAAGGCUCACCAGGCCGCCUCGUUCAGUGGCUCCGAGAGUCCCCGAAUGGCGAAUGGCGUUUGGACGUCUUCAAGGGCCUGCUGACACGUGGCGUGCUCAAGAUUACGCUGGUUGGAUCGGCCGAGGGCAAUGGAACCCUACUGAGAAAGUGA